This is a messenger RNA of Oncorhynchus kisutch (coho salmon), 4104 nucleotides long. RefSeq names its product guanine nucleotide-binding protein G(I)/G(S)/G(O) subunit gamma-7-like. The record is from RefSeq and is a predicted model, not a curated record. The transcript is spliced from 5 exons. Gene Ontology annotation, cellular component: heterotrimeric G-protein complex. The coding region runs from base 598 to 804 and encodes 68 amino acids. Gene Ontology annotation, biological process: G protein-coupled receptor signaling pathway. Gene Ontology annotation, molecular function: G-protein beta-subunit binding. NCBI's taxonomy places the organism in Eukaryota, Metazoa, Chordata, Actinopteri, Salmoniformes, Salmonidae.
GACACCGCUAGCCAACAGAGGGGGUGGCGUUUGAUUCGGUAAAAACCGAGAUUGAACGAACGGACUGUGUAACCGACGAAACUGCCCCUUUAAAUCAGGAAUACAGCGCAUUCGGAGGAGGUGAAGGUUUACAGCUGACCAUCAGACCUGAGGUCACAACCACUCCUGUCCAUCUGACCUGAGGUCACAACCACUCCUGUCCAUCUGACCUGAGGUCACAACCACUCCUGUCCAUCUGACCUGAGGUCACAACCACUCCUGUCCAUCUGACCUGAGGUCACAACCACUCCUGUCCAUCUGACCUGAGGUCACAACCACUCCUGUCCAUCUGACCUGAGGUCACAACCACUCCUGUCCAUCUGACCAGAGGUCACAACCACUCCUGUCCAGCUGAGUGACCCAACUCACCUCGUCAGUCCUUCCCCUGCACACACACCUGCCCUACCUGGUACACCUGUCUACCAACCCAACACACACCUGCCCUACCUGGUACACCUGGCUACCAACCCAACACACACCUGUCUGGCCCUUGGUGCAGACUGGCCCUCCGAUCUGCACACCAUCCGCUAGUGGGGGUGUGUGUAUUGAUGGAUCAGGAUGUCAACCAAUAACAACAUCGCGCAGGCCAGGAAACUGGUGGAACAACUGAGGAUCGAGGCAGGGAUCGAACGUAUUAAGGUGUCUAAGGCAGCGGCAGACCUGAUGAGUUACUGUGAGCAGCACGCCCGUAACGACCCGCUCCUCGUUGGCAUCCCAACGUCAGAAAACCCUUUCAAAGACAAGAAACCCUGCAUCAUCCUAUAGCUGCACACUCAUCUCUGCACAUCAGACACACACACACCUCUGCCCACACACACGCCCACUGGCUGACUCUGCAACAGCCAACAAGGCCCAGCUCUGUCAAGCUAUGCAUACAACACACACACACACACACACACACACAGAGAAACGAAAUAGCCACUCUGGAAGAGCGCCAUACUCAAUAGCCACAGCUAGGGGGCGGUGUCUGUGUUUACAGACCACAUUGCCACAUUAGUGAUAUUAGCCCUGAGUUGUGUCUCUGUGGUGCUGAGGGUAAGCCUGCACUAACAUGCAGCCCUACCUGAUACUGGUUACUGACUCACCCACAGAGAUAGUGACACUCAAGUGGAGAUGACAGAUUUACUUCAAAAAGGGAUUAGGACAAUUAUCUUAUUAGGAAUCCACAGUCGCCUACAUGAAGUUAUAGGCUGAUGUAUAGCAUGUAUUUUAGUGAAUCAGUGAUUUAUUGAUUAAUUGAUUAAUUGAUUGAUUGAUAGCAGUAUCUGGUGAGGUGGGGGUUUAUGUGUGACCAAUCUGGUGUAAAACCUGGGUCGUUCGUGUGAUACAAGCUGUGUUAGCCCUCUCAGCUAAAGCCUAGCCAUUAGCCGUGGAAAUUAAUAUAAGUCUUCAGGUCUCAGGUAUGGUUACCCAUCACUAAAGCACCGUGGCUAUACACGGUGUGUUUGUUAGCCAUAUAGUGGCUGACUUGCCACUGACUUGCUAAGUACAAUGGGGAUGGCCCCUUCCUGAAACCUUGGGUCAACGGUAAUGUCAGUGUUUCCACAAGACAUUGUGUUUUUGUGAACAUGGCAUUGUAAACACUGAGCAGGUUGGUACAUGCUGCAUAUGUACCCACUGUGUUUAAACCCGGAUCAUCUGCAAUGCCACAAGACUGUGUUAGCCCACUGAGCUAAAGCAUAGGCCACAUACACUCCCACUCUAGCGACGGUUAUCGAUCAACAGUGUUACUGCUUUGGUUUUGAUUUCUUGGUCAGUGGGUUUUCUAUCGGCCAAAACUCCAGCUGUGUCGACUUGUGGAGUAAGUUGCCCCUAUAUACUGAUCUAAGAUCAGUCUUGUGUUUUCCCUCUAAUGGUAAAGGUUAGGAUUUAGAGAGGGUAAUCUGAUGCUAGAUCUGUCUAAAAGGCUGCAUUUUCAUAGGCAGCCUAAUUCAGAUCUUUGUCCACUAAUUGGUCUUUUGACCAAUCAGAUCAGCUCUUUUUCCCAAUAAUUGGGCAAAAGAUCACAAUUUAGCUGCCUGUGUAAACGCAGCCUAAUGAAACUUCUAUCUUGAGUACUGACGAGUACUGAGAGGCUAACUGUUCAAGGUUUUAACCCCAGAAGUAUAUAUAUAUGUUUUUUAAUUACUUAUCUUUUCAAUAUUUUGUGAAUUUAUUGCCAUACAGUUAGCAGAUACUGUAGGUUUCCAUUCACUCCUUAACUUACACUUGAGGCAAAAGUUUACCUUAACCACAGAUCUAGGAUCAGAUCUAUCAUCCCCAAUCUUAACUUGAACCAUAAGGGGGGUGUACAAAUAUCUGAUCCUAUAUCAGUGGUUAGAUACAUCACUAGUUCUGACAAUGAGAGCAAGCAUCAAUUCAUGGGCUUUGCUUAUUGGCUCAAGGGGGUGUGUUCUAUUGAGGAACAAGAGCGAAUUACAAAGUGGUGUCCUGUGUCCCCACCUCCACAGUCCUAUUCCUCUACUCCCAAACCAAACUUGAUUGUAAAAAAUGUAAAAGACACUAGAGAAAAUAAAAACAAAAGUGUAUAAACUUUCUUUAAGUGAAAAGUGAUAGGUUUUGAGAGUAGCUGUUUGGGGUUUGGUUUGAGUUUCUUUCUAAAUGGAAGCAGGUCAGUCGAGUAUUAUUAUCGAACUGUACAGUGUUUGUAAGAUAAAACUUAGGCCAGAAAUCAAUCAAAGUGCAUUAAACUUUUUCCACCCCCAAAAAACUAAAUGCGCUUUAAUUGAAUGUCAGCCUGUUGCAGAAUCUUUUCUGUGGAUGUUCAAUUUUUGCGUAAAUGUUUCCCUUCUGUCAGAAUUUUGUCUGUUUCCUCAUUCAGCUUGAGGCAGGUUCACACACACACACAAUCCCCUAGUGACUAAAUGGGGAGCCAACCACAUCUACAUAGCAGUGAAGUGGCCGUACUCAUAGCAUAGCUUCUUAUACACAGGCACAGCACUGUGAGAAACAAACUUGAACCAUUAAAUCACUGUCUCUCUCUCACACGCACACAGACAGACACACACAGUUUCCUAAUGUCUUUUAAAAGUGAUUAUCUGAGGGAGAAUAUUGUUAUUUCUUAAUUCAUUCAUUCCACGGACGGUUAUUUUGAUUGAUUGGUUGUUUGAUUGAUUGGUUGAUUGAUGGUUUGCCUUGUUGUGGUGUAUUGUGUUGUAUGCUGGUUAGGACCAGGAGUUUUACCUGGUCAAGUCACAUGGUCAGGAACAACAUUCUAGCCCUAGACUUAAGAAUAGUUGAGAGUAUUUGAGUGAACAGUCUUAAAAGAGGACACAAAGCUCUAGAAUGGAAGUCUUGUGGUGCUCCCAUUCCCACAUCAUUCACUAUAGCUGAUCUAGGUCAGUUUCAAGUUUUCUCCCCCUAAAGAUUAUGUCAGGAUUUGGGGAAUGGAAUAUGAUCAUAGGUCUUACCCAGAGCAGAACGCUAGAACCAUAAAACAAAAUUCUGUCCCUAGACACUGAUCUCAGGUCAGUUUUACCUGGACUCAUCAUUGUGUUUUAAUCUCCUGUGUAUGCAUAUACAGUAUGUAUCUCUGGUAACACUUUGUUUUACAGUCUCCUUUAACUUGGUAUUUGCUUAUAAAUAACAUGGUAAAAACAUGUGUUUCGUUGCAAGCGAGGACUAUUUGGUCCCAGGUUGAAAGUCCCCAUUGUUACCACAAUGUGUUCCUUCCGGCUGGGACAGGACUGUAAAGUCAAGCGUUACCGUAUCUUUUUGCCUUGAUUAAUUGUGAAUGAUCAGUUAUAGAUUAUGAAGGAAAUGUAAUAUCUAUUUUUUUGUAUCUGGUCGCUCUGAUGUGCCAUAACUAAUGUUUUCUUGCACACUGUUCAUAUUUUACAGUUAAAUACUUUACUGUCCAUAUUUUACAGUUAAAUACUUUACUGUUAAGACUUUACUGUUCAUAUUUUACAGUUAAAUACUUUACUGUUAAGACUUUACUGUUCAUAUUUUACAGUUAAAUACUUUACUGUUAAGACUUUACUGUUAAUAUUUUUUUGUGGAUAUUGCUGUUAAAAAAUAUGAUAUUGAAAAAGUAGACAACAUGAAUAAAAAUAUAAUAAUGCC